Messenger RNA from Eruca vesicaria subsp. sativa (arugula), 441 nucleotides. NCBI's taxonomy places the organism in Eukaryota, Viridiplantae, Streptophyta, Magnoliopsida, Brassicales, Brassicaceae. The record is from the annotation of a GenBank genome assembly.
AUGCGCCGUCCAUGGAAACAAAUGCUAGACCUCCGCUCUUUCAACUUCCCGCGCAAAAUAGCCACAGUGAUAACCAGAAUCAAAGCCAACACCGUCUACUUCCAGACUAAUUACACCAUCGUUGUCCUCUUCUCCGUGUUCCUCAGUCUGGUCUGGAAUACCUUGUCACUCCUUAUCCUACUCGCUCUACUUGGAGCGUGGCUCUUCCUCUACUUCCUCCGUGAUGAACCACUCACUGUAUUCCACCGAGAGAUAGACCACCGUGUUGUCCUUAUUGUCAUGUAUGUUCUCACUCUCUCGAUCCUUUUCUUAACCGACGCAAAGCUCAAUAUUGCGGUGGCAGUUGUGGCAGGCGUGGUGGUGGUACUGUCCCACGCAGCUGUUAGGAAAACAGAAGACAUGUACCAAAACGAAGAUGAAACUAGUCGUUUACUUCCUUAA